UAUUGUAUGAUUGGUCUACCCUCAUAUCUUGUCUGUACCUUAAUUUUAUAGGUUCUUAUAUAUACUAAUAUGGUACACGUUUAUCAUUUGGCUGUAUGGUGCAGCACCUGCAUUGUGGAACAACUAAGCAAUGGAUGGGAGCAGUCUCAUUGCUUCUUUGUUAAUAUUUAAAAUUAAAUAUAAACAUCAGUCGUGUGCUACAUGCUACAGCAAAAAUGUCUGAAAAUUCGAUAUAUGAUAUGGCCUACCGCGGCAAAACCACAGACGUUAAAAAUUUAUUAAAUGAAAAUGAAAGAUUAAAAACGGCUAAAGAUGGUAAUAAUCGAAUGUUAAUACAUUGGGCAGCACUCGGAGGACAUGAUGACUUAGUAAGAUAUUUAUUAUCUCUUGAUGUACCGGUAGAUCCUACAGAUGAUAUGGAUAUGACACCAUUAAUUUUGGCAGCAUCAGCUGGUCGUGAGAAAGUUGUUAAUAUCUUACUAAAUGAAGGUGCAAAUGUUAAUGCCAAAACUCAAGAAGGACAUUCAGCAUUGCAAUAUGCGGCAUCAAAAAACUGGAAAUCUAUUUGUGUUGCAUUACUAGAAAAAGAUGCUUAUAUUAAUAUUAUCGACAAACGUGGUGCUACACCACUACAUAGAGCUGCAUCUAAGGGCAAUAUUGCUAUUGUGAAACUUCUCAUAGAAUAUGGACGAAAUUUAGAUAUCGAUAGUAAAGAUGUUGAUGGCAAUAGUGCAUUACAUUUAGCAUGCGAGGAAAAUCGUGUUGAUGAAGCUAAGUUAUUAGUGAAAAAUGGUGCUACCACAACACUGAUGAAUAAACAAAAGAAAACGCCUCUGGAUUUAGCAAGUCCAGGAUUAGUACGGCAAUUGAAAGAACUACAGGGAAAUUGAUCUUUAAUAAUAAAAUAAAGCAUCAAUGUCAUUGGUUCAGUGAUGUUCAAUCUGCGUUUUUUUAGCGUUAAUGCAAGUUUAAUAUUUGAUAAUAUAAAAGAUGUGUUAUGUUAAUUUAUUCAUACAAAUUCAUACAAAUAAUUUUGUUAUGUUAAAGAUAAUACAGAUAUGAGAUAUAUAUGAAUGAAUUCCUAUAUAGUUUUUAAAUAACAAGUAUGCAAAAAGAGGAAGAAAAACAAAAACCUACAUUAAUUAUAGUUAGCAUCUCAAUGCACAAUAAUUUUUAUAGUUGUAAGAGAUGCAAAAUGAAUGAAAAUAGCAUUAAUAUUUUCUUCAACUUGAAGAUACAGCAUUCUUCCAUACUACAUGAAAAUGUUAUCAAAGCAAAUUGUUUACAUGGGAUAAUGUUCAAAAUGCCAAUAUUCAAAAUAAUAUAUGAUAUAUAACUAGAAACUAUCUUACAAGAUUGUAUUAAUUAAUUUGCAAACAGAAUUUAACAAAAUCAUUUAAUUUAAAA
Messenger RNA from Bombus terrestris (buff-tailed bumblebee), 1407 nucleotides. RefSeq names its product 26S proteasome non-ATPase regulatory subunit 10. Bases 216 to 890 code for a protein of 224 amino acids. The transcript is spliced from 4 exons. Gene Ontology annotation, molecular function: protein binding. NCBI's taxonomy places the organism in Eukaryota, Metazoa, Arthropoda, Insecta, Hymenoptera, Apidae. The record is from RefSeq and is a predicted model, not a curated record.